CCGCCCGUACCCGGGGCGGUCCCGGCGCCGUUCCCGCCCCGCGCUUUACGGCAGCGGCCGCGGUUUGCGGCGGGCCGGUGGGUGCGGGCCGGGCCGGGCCGCGCUCGGGCGGACAUGGCCAGCACGAUGGUGGCGGUCGGCCUGGCCAUAGCGGCAGCCGGAUUCGCAGGUCGCUAUGCAGUAAAGGCUUUGAAGCAAAUGGAGCCACAGGUAAAACAAGCCCUUCACAACCUACCAAAAUCUGCCUUCAGUGGUGGUUAUUACAGAGGUGGAUUUGAACCCAAAAUGACUAAACGAGAAGCAGCUUUAAUACUAGGAGUGAGCCCUACAGCAAACAGAAAUAAAAUUAGAGAAGCUCAUAGACGGAUCAUGCUUCUGAAUCAUCCAGAUAAAGGUGGAUCUCCAUAUGUAGCUGCCAAAAUCAAUGAAGCUAAGGAUCUACUAGAAGACCAAGCUAAAAAAUGAAUGAGAAAGAAAAUCACUCAUUCAGAGGGUUUGUCCCUGCAAAUGAUUAUUUUUGAUAAAUGGCUUAAGAAAAGUUCUAAUGUCAGUCUUUGACUUAAUAUAAAUGAAGCUGGAAAUACAAA
Molecule: messenger RNA, 587 nt
Organism: Pyrgilauda ruficollis (rufous-necked snowfinch)
Lineage: Eukaryota; Metazoa; Chordata; Aves; Passeriformes; Passeridae
Gene: DNAJC19
Product: DnaJ heat shock protein family (Hsp40) member C19
Exons: 6
Coding region: 115-465 (116 amino acids)
Biological process (GO): protein import into mitochondrial matrix
Cellular component (GO): PAM complex, Tim23 associated import motor
Molecular function (GO): ATPase activator activity
Source: RefSeq, a predicted model, not a curated record